Contarinia nasturtii (swede midge) is the source of this 1978-nucleotide messenger RNA. It is a transcript of the gene CalpA, whose product is annotated as calpain-A. Gene Ontology annotation, biological process: proteolysis. Lineage: Eukaryota; Metazoa; Arthropoda; Insecta; Diptera; Cecidomyiidae. Gene Ontology annotation, cellular component: cytoplasm. The transcript has 14 exons. The record is from RefSeq and is a predicted model, not a curated record. Bases 332 to 1978 code for a protein of 548 amino acids. Gene Ontology annotation, molecular function: calcium-dependent cysteine-type endopeptidase activity.
UAACAAGUUAACGACACAUAUAUAUACACACUGUAAUCGUUCUUCUAUUUGCUGCUGUUGCGACGUUCAACAAACAUUUCAAAUACAUUUCAUCAUUUAACACAAUUUUCUGACCAAUAGUUUGACAUUCGAGAUUCCGAUAGGGAUAGUGUCACAGAAAAUACAUUCUGGGAGCAUAUAUUGUUUAAGUAUUUAAAAAUAAUGCUAAUUUGCUAAUUCACAAAUUCUUAUUCGUGAAUUUAUAUUCUGAAGGCUUAAUCAUAAUAAUAAUAACUCCAGCGUAAAAUUACUUGUAUCCAUUUAAAACAAAGAACGAAGACUCGUACUCAGAAUGGAUCAAAUAAAGGGUUUUUUGAGACAAGCUGGAGAACAAAUUCUAAAUGAAGCUGUGAACGCUGCUGGUGAAUAUAUCGGAAAUGCCAUUCAGGAAUGUCUCGUUGUGAAAAAACAAACUGAGCAUCCGAGAAUUUUGCCUAGUUUGGAGCACAUUAAAUUUUUAGAUGAAAGACCAAGAGAUGGAGAUUUUCAAGAUUUCAAUACUUUGCGAAAUUAUUGUUUGGAAAAUGAAAUGCUUUUUGAAGAUCCAGAAUUUGAACCUACUGACUCAUCUCUGCAAAUUUCACGACGAAUGAACCGUCAUAUUGAAUGGUUAAGACCACAUGAAAUUUGUGACGAUCCUCAAUUUUUUGUUGAAGGAUAUUCAAGAUUUGAUGUACAACAAGGGGAACUUGGGGACUGCUGGUUUUUAGCGGCAACGUCAAACCUGACGGCAGAUCCAAAAAUGUUUUUUCAAGUUAUUCCGGAUGAUCAGAAUUUUGAAGAAAAUUACGCUGGAAUUUUUCACUUCAGAUUUUGGCAAUAUGGUAAAUGGAUUGAUGUGGUUAUUGAUGACCGACUACCGACAUAUCACGGAGAGCUGCUAUAUAUGCAUUCAACCGAGCAGAAUGAGUUUUGGAGCGCGUUGCUAGAGAAAGCCUAUGCAAAAUUAUACGGUUCAUACGAAUCAUUAAAGGGAGGUACAACAUGCGAGGCUAUGGAAGAUUUCACUGGUGGCGUAACUGAAAUAUAUGACUUAAGUGAAGCGCCACCGAAUUUAUUUAAUAUUUUGUUGAAAGGCUACGAACGAAACUCAAUGAUGGCUUGCUCAAUUGAACCUGAUCAAGCGGUGUUGGAAGCAGAAACUCGAGAAGGCUUGAUAAAAGGGCACGCGUAUUCAAUUACUAAAGUUGAGCCAAUAGAGAUUGAAACUCCAAACACUUCUGGAAAAAUUCAAAUGUUGCGAAUAAGAAAUCCUUGGGGAAAUGAUGCAGAAUGGAACGGACCUUGGAGUGAUUCAUCACCUGAGUGGCGAUAUAUUCCGGACCAUGAGAAAGAGAGAAUCGGUUUGACUUUUGAUCAUGACGGUGAAUUUUAUAUGAGCUUCCAAGAUUUUAUGAAAUACUUUGAUCGGGUUGAAAUUUGCAAUUUGAGUCCUGACUCACUAACCGAAGAGCAGAUAAGCGGUACGAAAUUGCGUUGGGAAAUGUCAGUUUUUGAAGGUGAAUGGAUUCAAGGCGCAACUGCCGGUGGUUGUCGUAACUAUUUAGAGACGUUUUGGCAAAACCCACAGUAUACUGUAACACUUGAAAAACCAGAUGAAAAUGACGAUGAUGGAAUGUGUACGUUGAUUGUUGCAUUGAUGCAGAAAAAUCGGCGUUCGAGACGAAAUAUGGGCUCAGACUGUUUAACAAUUGGAUUUGCGAUUUAUCGCGUGACCGAACGUGAUCUUAUGAACACGCCACUGAAAAUGAAUUUUUUCAGAUAUAAUUCUUCGGUUGCUCGAAGUCCGGCCUUUAUAAACUUGCGUGAGGUCAGUUGCCGUUUUAAAUUGUCUCCGGGUCACUAUUUGAUUGUACCAUCCACAUUUGAACCAAAUGAGGAAGGAGAAUUUUUAAUAAGAGUUUUUUCUGAACAUAAGAAUUUUAUGGAAAAUAUAUAA